UUUUUUUUUUUUUUUCUAGCUUUUGUUCGAAGCCGAGCACGUCCGCGCCAUGAUGAUGGACGUCGAACCGCCCUCAUCGUCGACCUCGACCUCGACCUCGGCCUCGACCGCUGUUGCGCCGUCCACUUCCACGCCAAUGUCCACGGAGCCGCCAUCCACCAGCGACGCCAGCGACGCCAGCACGAACACCAGCAGCAGCAGCGCGUCAGAGCCAGCCAGCGAGCCAAUGCAGAUCGCAGACGCCACCACUGCUGCUGCUGGAGCCGCUGCUUCCACUGCUGCGGGGCAAUCAGGAUCCAGUGCUGCUGCUGCUGCUGCUGCUGUUCAGUCAGGCACAAAGGUCCAGUGGGGACUCAAGACGCACCAGAACAAGGCCGGAGAUACGUUUGCGGUUGGCCACGAGCCAAGAGACAAGCCGUUCCAAGUCAUCACGCACAGCGAAUACAUCAACCUGUCGGCAAAGAAAGACCCAAAGUUCAAGUUUGAAUGUGAAUGCUCGUUUGAUCCAGCGACGGACGACCCGGCAACUGCUUGUGGCAAAAACUGUCUGAAUCGAAUGCUGAUGGCCGAGUGCAGCCCUAAACGCUGCCCGUGUGGAACUUACUGCACCAACCAACGGUUCCAAAACCGGCAAUAUCCUGCCAUGGAAGUGUUCCGCACCGAGAAGAAAGGCAACGGCUUGAUGGUGCUGGAAGAUCUCGCUCCUGGCCAGUUUCUAAUAGAAUACGUGGGCGAUGUGGUGCACAAUCGCGAGUUCAAAAAGCGCACGAAAAGCUACCACGAACGACAAUACGACCACUUUUACUUUAUGACACUCUCCUCCGACGAAGUCAUCGAUGCGACCGUGCGCGGCAGCAUCUCGCGCUUUAUCAACCACAGCUGCGAACCCAACUGCGAGACGCAAAAGUGGGUUGUUGAUCGACGGAUUCGCGUCGGCAUCUUUGCCAAGAAGGCGAUUAAGGCGGGGACUGAGAUCACCUUUGAUUACAAAUUUGAGCGAUUCAGUGAUGAAGGGCAGGCGUGCUACUGUGGGGCACCAUCUUGCAAGGGAAUUAUUGGCGGCAAAAAGCAAUCAAAGGACUCUGAUGCUGCCGCUCAAGCGCAAGCCGCGGACGAAGAGGAAGAGGACGAAGACGACUCUGACGAUGCGGCCAUGGACACCUCCUCCGCCUCGACGCCUUCUCGAAAAAAGCCGAGCAAGGCCAAGCGCAAGGAGUUUAACUCAUUCCUGGACGAUCUCAACGAAACCCUGGAUGUCGAAGGUGGAUUGGCCAAGGAGCUUGAUUUUUCGCGGCUCAUGCUGCAAGUGAAUGAGGACGAAAAGCGAUUACACAUGCUCCGAGCAUUGCAAAAAACCAAGGACAAGUCCAUCUUAGCCUCCUUUGUGGCGCACUUUGGAUUGCAGCAGUUGCGAUUGUGGCUCGUUGAUAUUCACGCAACAUCGACCGAGCCACUCUUGGAGCUGCUCAGAACGUUGCAGUGUUUGCCGUUAAAGACGCGAAACCCCAUCGACAAUGCCAAAAUUUCAAAGCAUGUCGAACCGCUGCUCCAGCACGAGCAAGAGGAGGUCCGGACGGCCGCAGAGUCCUUGCUUGCAGAAUGGCAAAAGCUGCCUGUGGAGUACAAGAUUCCCAAGCGGAAGCUUCCGUCACCACCAGCAACGCCCUCCGGUCCCAGCGGUGGCUCUUCCCACGCCACCACGCCUGCGCCUUUGACACCAGGCACCGUGCCACCACUAUUGCCCGCGUCGUCCAUGGAUCGUCGCCCAAGGUCAACGCCUCAGCCGCCUGUCCGUGAGCGGGAGCGCGAGUGGAGCGGUGCUCGCGACGACCGAGGAACGUCCAGUGAUCGGGACCGCGAUUGGAGCCGGGAUCGCGAACGGGACCGGGAUUACCAAGACCGAGACCGAGACCGAGACCGCGACCGUGACCGUGACCGCGAGCGAGACCGUGAUCGCGACCGCGACUACCGAGACCGCGACCGUGAUCGAGACUACCGCGACCGCGAUCGUGACCGAGACUAUCGCGGAGAUCGUGACACGUUCGAUAAUCGGCGAAAUUCCAAGCGCGACUACUCCCAGGUGGAUGGCGGCGCAGACCGGGAUUCCAAAAAGGCAGCGACCGACUCGAGCUCCCAAGCGCAGCUGGGAGCGAUGCCAUUCGCCAUGCCCCAAGGAAUGGAUGCCUACGCGACGCAGCUCGCGCAAGCGUACGGUAUGGAUGUUGCUCAAGUGCAGUCCCAGCUCCAGGCACAGAUGCAGCAAAUGAUGAUGUAUGCUGCCUACUCUGCCAUGCAAGGCGGCAUGCCAGCGACUGCCGAAGCAACUUCAAGCGCUUCUGCACAACCAGCAGACGCGCCAGCAUCGACCCGACCAUCUGAAUCAAACGGCCAGCAGGACGACGAUGCGGACUCUGACCAAGAGACAGGCGAUGGCUCGCACCGUGUUUCCAAGACCCGUGAGUUUAAGAAGAAGCUGGCUCCAAUCAUCACUCAGGCCUUGUCGCCGUAUUUCAAGCCAGCCUGCACACAAGGCAGGAUUACCUCCAAGGAGGACUUUAAGCAUCUUGCUGGCAAGCUUGUCAAGCUUAUUAUUGAAAAGGAACGAAAGAAGCUCACUGAUAACGAGGCCAGCCUUGUUUUGGACGAGGCAGUGACCAAGCGCGCCAAGCUGUUUGUGACAAAGUACAUGUCUGCUUUCGACGCCGAGUAUACUCGAGUGUAAUCGAGGAAGCUUUUGGCGUUUCAUGAGUAUCUUUGGACUGCUUUUUCUUGUUUUUUCACAUUGUAUCAACAACACUUUUUUUUUUGG
Molecule: messenger RNA, 2809 nt
Organism: Capsaspora owczarzaki ATCC 30864
Lineage: Eukaryota; Filasterea; Ministeriida; Capsasporidae
Exons: 9
Coding region: 50-2722 (890 amino acids)
Biological process (GO): regulation of DNA-templated transcription
Cellular component (GO): chromosome; nucleus
Molecular function (GO): histone H3K36 methyltransferase activity; protein binding
Source: RefSeq, a predicted model, not a curated record